UCAAGGAAGAAGGUUUGAUGUUUUAGACCUUAGAGAAAACAGGUUAAGAAGUUUCUCUUCGAUCUUCUUCAAUCCCCUCCAAUCGCGCGACUCGUCUUCUGUGUUCAAAGCAGAUGAGCUCUUCCUCUUCUUCCUCCCAGAUGGGUCAGCUUGUAGCUGACAAGCAUGUACGUUACAUUCUCAUGUCAGAAAAGAAGAAAGAGAGUUUUGAGUCGGUGGUGAUGGAUCAUCUAAGAAUGAAUGGUGCGUACUGGGGACUCACCACUCUUGACUUACUCGACAAGCUGGGAUCUGUUUCCGUAGACGAAGUCGUUUCAUGGCUCAUGACCUGCCAGCACGAAUCUGGUGGCUUUGCUGGAAAUACUGGACAUGAUCCACAUGUUUUAUAUACACUGAGUGCUGUUCAAAUCUUGGCCCUCUUUGACAAACUAGACAUUCUUGACGUUGGAAAAGUAUCAAGCUAUGUUGCUGGUCUGCAGAAUGAAGAUGGAUCCUUCUCUGGAGAUAUGUGGGGAGAAGUAGAUACGAGGUUUUCUUACAUUGCUAUUUGCUGUCUCUCAAUAUUGAAAUGUCUUGACAAAAUCAAUGUUGUGAAGGCAGUUGAUUACAUUGUUAGCUGCAAAAACCUUGAUGGUGGUUUUGGGUGCACACCUGGAGCAGAAUCACAUGCAGGACAGAUUUUCUGUUGCGUGGGUGCUCUUGCUAUCACCGGGAGCCUCCAUCAUGUUGAUAAGGACUUACUUGGUUGGUGGUUAUGUGAAAGACAAGUCAAGUCAGGGGGUUUAAAUGGUCGACCCGAGAAGCUUCCUGAUGUUUGCUAUUCGUGGUGGGUCCUAUCGAGCCUAAUCAUGAUAGAUAGAGUUCACUGGAUCGACAAAGCAAAGCUUGUCAAGUUCAUCUUGGAUUGUCAGGAUUUGGAGAACGGAGGCAUCUCCGACAGACCCGACGAUGCUGUUGAUAUCUUCCACACCUACUUUGGAGUUGCAGGGCUUUCCCUACUUGAGUAUCCUGGAGUGAAAGCAAUUGAUCCAGCCUACGCUUUGCCUGUUGAUGUCAUCAAUCGAAUUCUCCUAACCAAAUGAAGGCAUAUGCUUGCAGUGGUGUAUGACACUCAAAUGGUUAAAUAACAUAUGACUGUUCUUACUUUGUUCAUUGGUUUACUUAAGACGGUUUUAGAAGUUCCUUUUUAUGCAUGGUCAACUAGGAGAUUGCAAUCUGGGUGGAUUCAAGUGAUCUACUAGUGCAAGAUAUGAUGAUUGCAAUUCUGGGUCAAUUCCUUGAGAACUUUGCAAGACUCAACAGUCUUAAUGUUGUAUUACUUGUUGGGAGAUUCUUAAGGUUUCUAAUGCCAAUAGGAAUGAAGUUGUGUUGCUACAUUAUUAUCAUUAUAAAUCACAUUACUGUUUCUUUCUCCA
Molecule: messenger RNA, 1415 nt
Organism: Brassica napus (rape)
Lineage: Eukaryota; Viridiplantae; Streptophyta; Magnoliopsida; Brassicales; Brassicaceae
Product: geranylgeranyl transferase type-2 subunit beta 1
Exons: 10
Coding region: 114-1082 (322 amino acids)
Biological process (GO): protein geranylgeranylation
Cellular component (GO): Rab-protein geranylgeranyltransferase complex
Molecular function (GO): Rab geranylgeranyltransferase activity
Source: RefSeq, a predicted model, not a curated record